AUGGCAUCCCUGUCACGAAUCGCCGAACUGCUUCUCACGCCAUCCAUUCCCGUCUUCCUCAUCGGUCUUGUCGUCAUACUCGGCGCGCCCAUCCUCCUCCACCUUGCCCUCUCCUCAUCCUCCACGUACACCGUCCCUCCGACCAUUGUCCUCAUCGGGCCUGACAACUCUGGCAAAACCUCGCUUCUCACCCUCCUCGAGCGCGGCACCAAACCCGCCGAAACACACACCACGCAAGCCCCUCAAUCUGUCGAGUUGAACGCCUCCACCGACGCCCAUCUCAAGACAUCCUUCAGGAAUCAUCGAGACUCCACAGGCACCUACACCAAGUUCCUCCUCGUCGAUACACCCGGCCACGGAAAACUUCGCAAUAUGGCCAUGGGCCAGCUCAGCCGGUCCGAGAGGCUAAAAGGUGUCGUGUUCAUGGCGGAUGCCGCUGCGCUGGGAGAGCAGGAGACGCUCGUGUCGACGGCAGCCUACCUGUACGAUGUGCUACUGCUCCUGCAGAAGAAGGCUACUGAAAAGGGCAAGACCAAGGCGGUGGCCCCUGUGUUGGUUGCAGCAAACAAGAUGGAUCUGUUUACGGCACUGCCUGCCAGUCGGGUCAAGGCUCAGCUGGAAAACGAACUGAGCCGUAUUCGCCGGUCAAGAAGCAAGGGUCUCUUGGAUUCCGGCGUUGGCGUGGAUGAGAUUGGUUCGGAGGAGAAGGACACAUGGCUGGGAGAAUAUGGAUCUGAAAAGUUUGCGUUCCAGCAGAUGAUGGAAUUUGAUAUUGAUGUGCAAGUUAUCGGCGGGAGUGUCACGGCGCAUGAAGCUGAUGUAGAUGAGUGGUGGUGGUGGAUGGCCCAACGGACAUAA
Messenger RNA from Ustilaginoidea virens, 858 nucleotides. RefSeq lists its product as uncharacterized. NCBI's taxonomy places the organism in Eukaryota, Fungi, Ascomycota, Sordariomycetes, Hypocreales, Clavicipitaceae. The record is from RefSeq and is a predicted model, not a curated record. The transcript has a single exon. Bases 1 to 858 code for a protein of 285 amino acids.